GUGUCGGUUGCCACGAUAGUCGCAUCGAGUCGAGUUCGCGCGCGCGCGCGUGCGUUUUUUGAGAAAAAAAGGAAGGGAAAAACUCCGAGAGCGAGAGAGAGAGAGACUCUACGGCCGCACCUUGCCUGUUCGAUAAGACGAACGCGCGACGGAGAAGACCGCGAGGAGGAUGGACCAGUAGGCGAAUUUUGUGACGGAAGGCGGAGUACGAGACCGGGUGUGCGACGAGUUCACGCGCCAAAGUUCCAUCUCGCGUACGCGAGGGAACGUUCGUCGGUCCUCGUUCUCCAAGAGACAGAAGGGGAAGCGAAAGGGAGGAACGGCAGGAAGAAUCAACGAAAGUCGAUCAAUCUGCUUUGUCGCCCCCCUCUCUCUCCGCCCGCCCACUCGCUCGCACGCUCGCUCAUCCGCCCGUCGAGCAGGACUCCCACGGACGCCACAAUGUGCUGUGUGUGUGAUGUACGGUGCAGUGUGUUGGUGCUAACUUAGUGAUAACGAUAUCCCCUCCUCCGCCGCGCGUCUGUACGUCCGCGGGACCUACAGCGAGCUAGUCGUCCUGUUAUCUCGUCCGGGGAUUGCCGCGAGAUAAGGACGGAGGCCAGGAAGAGGUUCCUUUCGCUCAGCAAAUCAGACCAAGAUUACCUAUGAUCCCACUGGGCGUCGCGAGGACGACGGAAAAGGAAGAGAGGCGCUUUUGGCAGUACUCCUAAUCUUCCUCCCCUACCUGCCGCCCGCCCGUUCUCUCUCUCUGCAUUCCGCUUUCCAUCCCUCUCUCUCUCCUCCCCUUCUCGCGUCUCCUCUUCCCGCUGUUACUUCACCUGCUCGUCGUACUUCGGCAAGCGAUCGCAACGCACCGAAAUCUCGUCGGACACGAUGGACAUGAGCAGCGAGUCGAGCGCUAGGACGUGGUACGAGACGCCCAGGUCGCUGGAGCCGCCUUCGGGGGGUGCCGGAGUGGCUGGAGUGGUCGGCAACGAUUACAGGGGUUACUACCCUCAUGCCGGACCGACGGCGCAUCACCCCGCAGCUGCCGCACACUACGCCCACACAAGGAUGUCGAGCAGCAGCGUGUCGGGCGGGCCGGUGAGCCAAGUCUGCCGGCCGCACUUCCACAGCCCGGUUCUCCAUCCGUGGCUGUCCAGCGGCAGCGCGGACACCUCCAAGACACCCUGGGGAUUCCCCACGACGACGACGACUACGGGAGGCGCUGUGAACGACGAGAAGCCACAGAGUCCUCUGGGAUCCUCGCUGGCGCCCACCAGUGGAAGUUUGUCGAGUCACGGUGGCGGCGGCCACCAUCUCUUCUCCUUCCCGCCGACACCGCCCAAGGACGCUACGCCCGACAGCAUAACCGCCAGCACGACCUCCAGCACGAACAAUAACAACUCGACGAGCGCCAAUAAUAAUAACAGCGGUAAUCCUCUUUCCGGGUUGGGCGGCGGCACUACCAGCGAGUACCAGGCGGCGGUCGCUCACGCGGCGGUAAUGGGCGCGUUCAUGCACCACCAGGACGCGCUGGGCGCAUCCGGCGCCAGCUCGUGCGACAUCAAGCCGACGGUGAUGCUCGGGCACCAUCACGGGGCGCCUUCGCCGCCGCAUCAGCAACACAACGGUUCCAACAACGGCAGCAAUGGUCCCGCCGGCACGAACGGCUCGUCCGCCGGCCAGGUGAAGCAGCGAGAAGAGGGUCGCGAGUGCGUGAAUUGCGGCGCCACAUCGACACCCCUUUGGAGACGAGACGGCACUGGCCACUACCUCUGCAACGCCUGCGGGCUUUAUUACAAGAUGAACGGCCAGAAUCGACCCCUCAUCAAGCCGAAACGACGCCUGUCGCUGCAGAGUGCGGCGAGACGGGCGGGCACCAGCUGCGCCAACUGCAAGACGGCGACCACGACCCUCUGGCGGAGGAACCAGGCCGGCGAGCCGGUCUGCAACGCUUGCGGGCUCUACUACAAGUUGCACAACGUGAACCGGCCGCUGACGAUGAAGAAGGAGGGCAUCCAGACGAGAAACAGGAAGCUCUCGUCGAAAAGCAAGAAGAAGAAGGCCGGCGGCUGCCUAGGCCUCGGCGGCGUCAUGGGCGACAUGAUCAAGGCCAGCGGACACCUUGAUCUCGACAACAAGCCCUUCCAUUCAGGAUUUGGAUCGCCGAUGGGUACGUCGCAGCAUCAUCACACGAUGCAUCCGGCGAUGCAGCAUUACAUGUAUCACACGGGUGUCGGCGUGGCCGGAGGUCUUCAUCAGGGAUUUGCGCCACCGGCGCCGCCCCCCAUCCACCCGCACUCGCAUUCGCAUUCCCAUUCUCAUCACAUGACGAGUCUUCAGGGUCUACAGCUGGCGGCCACGACGAACGCGAUGACCGGCUGGCGAUCGGAGUACACAUGAAUCGCGAGUGACUAGCAGCUCAGGACGCAGCCCACCACUGUCUCGUUGUAAUGUAAAAAGAACGGAAAGAAAACCCAGAAAAAAAAAA
Messenger RNA from Vollenhovia emeryi, 2473 nucleotides. Its product is annotated as GATA-binding factor C-like. The transcript is spliced from 8 exons. Gene Ontology annotation, biological process: negative regulation of transcription by RNA polymerase II; positive regulation of transcription by RNA polymerase II; cell fate commitment. Bases 874 to 2385 code for a protein of 503 amino acids. The record is from RefSeq and is a predicted model, not a curated record. Lineage: Eukaryota; Metazoa; Arthropoda; Insecta; Hymenoptera; Formicidae. Gene Ontology annotation, molecular function: DNA-binding transcription factor activity, RNA polymerase II-specific; RNA polymerase II cis-regulatory region sequence-specific DNA binding; zinc ion binding. Gene Ontology annotation, cellular component: nucleus.